Mytilus trossulus (common blue mussel) is the source of this 3151-nucleotide messenger RNA. Its product is annotated as chymotrypsinogen A-like. Gene Ontology annotation, biological process: proteolysis. The coding region runs from base 1680 to 3119 and encodes 479 amino acids. Gene Ontology annotation, molecular function: serine-type endopeptidase activity; protein binding; carbohydrate binding. NCBI's taxonomy places the organism in Eukaryota, Metazoa, Mollusca, Bivalvia, Mytilida, Mytilidae. The transcript has 11 exons. The record is from RefSeq and is a predicted model, not a curated record.
UUAAUUUGUCUAAUAUAUAGUUGAGGAUUAUGACAGUUAUUACCCAUGUUGACUAGUGAACUUAAAAUAAUCCUCUCCAAAUAAGUAUACUUAUAUAUGUAAAAAAAAAUGUUAAACAUGUCAAAACAGAAAACCAACUGCAUGAUUUAAGCUUAAACAAUAAAGGCCGUGCUCCCGACUUGGCACAUGUUCAUGAAAAACGUGGCGGGCUGUGAAAGUUCUACCCCAUAAUGAAUAAAAUGGAAAAAUAUGUUAUAAAGGAUUUACUCAUCAGAAGACACAAAUCACAAACAAAACCACAAUAAUAGAAAACAUGAUAAAUGUGUCUAUAGAACAUGCAUGCCCCACUGCCACUAUCAUUUUCUAUGUUUGGACAGUGAAACUGGGGUUCAAAACUCUUAAUUUGGCAUUAGAAUGAGAAAGAUCACAUCAUAGGGACGUGUCUCAAGUUGAUGGGAUUAACUUCAUAAAAACUAGCUUGACAAACUUAAACAUGAAGCGGGACAGACGGACGAACGGACGCACAUACCGAAAGACAUAAUGCCCUAGGUUGGAGAUAAAACACCAGGUAUCGAUCUAGGAGUACUCACAGUAACUGAUAGCAAGUUAAACUCACAAAUAAACCAUGUUUUCCCAAACUUACAAAAUAAUCAGUACACAAACUUUACAGUAAAAUUGUAUAGUUUUACAGUCACUACGUUUUUACAUUAAUUACAUUACACAGUUGAAAAAAAAUGAAAACAAAUUUUUACAUACUGUGUUCUUAGUACAUUUCGCUUAACCUAUCAAUAGUUGUUAAUAUACCAUCUCCCUAGGAUUAGGUCAUUUUAGUCAAUUAUAAACAUAUAUAAAUGUCACUGACUUCACUCAAUAAAUUAAUCCUCUUUUAUAAAUUCAAAAUUGUGGAAAAGUAUUUAUAAUAAACAGUUUUUGAUGAUAUGUUUAUCGUCAAUCAAUUGUGAAAAUAGGUGUGCACAAAAUUUGAAUUUUAAUUAUUUUCUCGCCAUUUUAACGAUGGUCUAUCCCAUUUUGCUCGAUGCUGCCGAGAAAAGGCAAUAAUAACUAAAUAUUGCUAAAAAAAAUUGUAAUAAAUUUUAAAUAUUUGAAGUCCAGUUGGGUCAAGCGAAAAUAAUAGGAGAUAUUAGUGGUUUCCCCCCACCUUUUUGUAAAUAGUGUUAUAACAUCAUAGAAUCAUGUUUUAAUAACAAUUCAAAUAUGCCAUUGAAAAUAAAGAAACUUAAUAAACUUAAUAAUUGAAUGACGCACAAUUUAUGGACUAUAUAAGUCGUAUGUAUUAGAUGGUUUUCACAGACAUUCAGAAAAAAUGGACCUACGAAUCUUGGUUUUAUUACUAGCAUCAUGUAUUGCAAUAGUUCCUGCUGCUCAACUGAAAGGUAAAUUGUUCCUCUAACUUUAAUUCUAAAGGAUUGUUUUCUACACUUUCUUACAUUAUGUUAACCAUCAAUUAAGAAAUAAUUUUAUUGUCGGCUAGUUUAAUUGCAUAUUUAGAUAGACAUGACUACUGCAGCUAGCAAGUAUUACAAUUCUUUUCCAACAAAACUCAAUAUAAAUUUUAGACAUGUCAAUAGAAAUAACUUUGAGAAAGGAAGUUCUUUAAUUUUACAGAGGACAUUUGGGAUCAUUUCCCUAAAGCACACGAACGCGAUGGUGACGAAAAAAUGCUUUCAGACAUUGGUAAUUUACUGCACAGACAUAAUGAAAGAAAGUUUAAUUCUGCAGCAAACGGAAAACAGGAGUUUAUAGAAGAACGAUCUACUGGGCCUUAUCGGCAUUACUUAUGCAAUAAUGAUAAUAGAUUCGUGUACUGUGACUUUUCUAAGAACUUGAAAAUGAAUGUCCUGAUAGGCCAUUGGGGAAGAACAAGUCAUACCAUAUGUCAUCAUGGCAAUAUCGAUCAAAACGGUUGCACCAAAGACGUUACUUUUAAAAUAAAAGAAGUAUGCGAUGGCCGUUCGUGGUGCAGAGUGACGGCAAGCAAUGCAUUUUUUGACAAUCAUGAUCCAUGCGGUGGAAACCCAAAUUAUCUCAAUUUCACAUACGAAUGUAUACCCCCAAAAGAAACAUGUAGACAUGAUUCAUUUAAAUGUACCAACAGCAAGAAUUGCAUCCCCAUGACGAAAACAUGUGAUGGCAUACAUAAUGAUUGUGGAAAUGGCGACAUCAGUGACGAAGAACAUUGUGAUGUUAUAAAAGACACAACAACAACAACCACCACGCCCACAACAACAACUACCACGCCCACAACAACAACUACCACGCCCACAACAACAACAACCACGCCUACAACAACAACAACCACGCCCACAACAACUACGAAAAAACCUUCUGCUACUUGUGGUGUGCCUGUUCAUCCUGCUGUUAUCGAUAGAAGUCUUGUUUCGCGUAUUGUAAACGGAACAGAGGCUGUACAACACAGUUGGCCAUGGCAAAUACAGUUACGACUUUCUGGCGAACACAAAUGUGGAGCUUCUAUUAUUGAUGAAAAUUGGAUUGUAACAGCUUCUCAUUGUUUCUUUUUCGAUGAAGACAUUACUCACUGGAAAGCAUAUGCUGGAAAACACAACAAAGAUGGUAACGAUCCAACACAAGAAGCACGAAGUAUUACAAAACGAAUUAAAUAUAACAUUACUGGUAACAAUCCCUUAGAUGGCGAUAUAUCUCUACUGAAACUCGACAGCCCACUAAGCUUCACUGAGGCAGUCAUGCCAGUGUGUCUUCCAUCAAGAGAACCACGAGUCAGUGAUACUUGCUGUGUAACAGGAUGGGGAGACGUGAAAGGGACAGGAUUUCCAGACAAAUUAAAACAGACAGAAAUGCCAUUUGUUAGCAAAGAAAAUUGUUCAAAAGUUGCGGAUUUAAAGCCUCUUUUGACGAACAACAUGAUAUGUGCAGGAUUUCCCGAGGGUGGAAGAGAUGCAUGUCAGGGAGAUAGUGGAGGUCCCUUUGUUUGUCAGAUUGGGAAUCACUGGGAGUUACACGGAAUAGUAUCUUGGGGACUUGGAUGUGCUGAACCGAACAUGCCUGGAGUUUACACAAAUGUUCAUACAAUGGUUAAGUGGAUACAAGCAGAAAUUGCUGCAGAUAAAAUACGCACUUGAGAACAAUUUGAUUUUGUUCAAUCUGAAACAAU